AUGUCAGCCCUGAACUCUGAGAAUGCCACCACACUGGAGAACGCCAUGCAGCUGAUGAUCCAGACCUUCCACAAGUACUCAGGCAAUGAAGGAGACAAGUAUACACUCAGCAAGGCGGAGCUGAAGGAGAUGUUAACCCAGGAGCUGGGAAACUACCUGGGGAACGCGCAGGACAAGGAUGCUGUCGAUAAAGUGAUGGGAGACUUGGACUCGAACAAUGAUGGUGAGGUGGACUUCACGGAGUUCGUCAUCCUCGUGGGCGCACUCACCGUGGCCUGCAACGACUUCUUCCUCGAGUACCACAACGACGACUGCAAGAAGCCUGGCGCCAAACAGUAG
This is a messenger RNA of Electrophorus electricus (electric eel), 339 nucleotides long. RefSeq names its product S100 calcium binding protein T (gene s100t). Gene Ontology annotation, cellular component: cytoplasm. NCBI's taxonomy places the organism in Eukaryota, Metazoa, Chordata, Actinopteri, Gymnotiformes, Gymnotidae. The record is from RefSeq and is a predicted model, not a curated record. Gene Ontology annotation, molecular function: calcium ion binding; transition metal ion binding; calcium-dependent protein binding.